CACAAAGACUUGGAAGCCAGGCCCAUGCACUGCCCUCAGAGCCAGAGGAGUCACCCCGUGGCUGUUCACUCACAGGAGCAAGAAUGGAGGCAUCCUGCCUGGAACUGGCCCUGGAAGGAGAGCGCUUGUGCAAGGCUGGGGACUUCAAAGCUGGGGCAGCCUUCUUCGAAGCAGCAGUGCAGGUGGGGACUGAGGACCUGAAGACUCUCAGUGCCAUCUACAGCCAGCUGGGCAAUGCCUAUUUCUACCUAAAGGAGUAUUCCAAGGCCCUGGAGUACCAUAAGCAUGACCUGACCCUGGCCAGGACCAUUGGGGACCGCAUUGGAGAGGCCAAGGCAAGUGGCAACCUUGGGAAUACCCUGAAAAUACUCGGGCAGUUUGAUGAAGCUGUGGUUUGUUGCCAGAGACACUUGGACAUUUCUCAGGAGCAGGGAGACAAGGUAGGUGAAGCCAGAGCACUCUAUAAUAUAGGAAAUGUUUACCAUGCCAAGGGAAAGCACUUAUCGUGGAACAUGGCCCAGGAUCCAGGCUCCCUCCCUCAGGAAGUCAAGGAGACACUGCAGAAAGCUUCAGAAUAUUAUGAGAGAAACCUGUCCCUGGUGAAGGAGCUGGGGGACAGAGCUGCUCAGGGCCGUGCUUACGGCAACCUUGGCAACACCCAGUACUUACUUGGCAACUUCAGUGAAGCCAUAGCCUUCCACAAGGAGAUCGGGGACCGGAGCGGGGAGCUGACGGCACAGGUGAACAUGGCCCAGCUCAGGUCAGCCCUUGGCCUGGGCCCUGGGGAUGAGGACAUGGGUGCAGCUCGUCACUAUGCUGGCUAUGAAGCACAAGCUCAAGGAAUGUCCUGGAAGUGCCCACUGCAGACCCUGGUGGGUGCCUGGCACGGGCACUGCCAGCUGGCCGCUCUGUGCUGCGGGCAGACUUGUUAA
Messenger RNA from Manacus vitellinus (golden-collared manakin), 932 nucleotides. Its product is annotated as G-protein-signaling modulator 1-like. NCBI's taxonomy places the organism in Eukaryota, Metazoa, Chordata, Aves, Passeriformes, Pipridae. The record is from RefSeq and is a predicted model, not a curated record. The coding region runs from base 84 to 932 and encodes 282 amino acids. Gene Ontology annotation, molecular function: protein binding. The transcript is spliced from 7 exons.